AUGGAUAGAACCGAUGAGUUUGUGAAAGUUGUCCGGGCCACGCACAUUCCACAGCAAGGCCGGGCUUCGUUUGCAUCUCCAUACAUAAGAGCAUUUGAGAUAGACGGUGUGAUAGAGAAGACGCUUUCGGAUGUGGGUAAGAUGCUGGACAAGGAACGGGUAUACGAGUCCUUUGCCCUACAGUCGAAGAUAGACAGGGCAUGGGAGCUGGUGAAGGAGAUGCGGGAGAUUUCGGGCCUUGAGGUAAGGUGUAGGAACGACCAGGAGGCAGCAUCGUAUGCAAGUCUCAACGGAAUGGUCCGGAACAGAGCGGCCAGAUACCAUAUAAGGCUAAAGGAGCUUGUCAGAAAAAAGGACGCCCGGAGCCAGGCCGUGAGUGAAAGGAGAAGGGAGUUUGAUUCUGAGCGCCCCCAGGAGCAACAGGACGUGGUGCUGAUGGAAAGCGAGGUUGUCACCGAGAGGGUCAAGGAAAGGCAAAGGAUCUCGAUGCAGAUCAGUGAGAUAGGCCAGAUAAUGGAGGAGAUAAGCAUGCACAUAUCUCUCCAGGAAGAAAGCUUCAAGAGGAUUGACGACCUGAUGGGCACCUCCGACACCCUUAUUUCCGGGAGCCUCGACCUCAUGAGAAAGACCUGGGAGAAUGUAUCCAGUACUCGCCCUGCAAUUGUCAGGUUUGUAAUGUUCUGGAUGGUGCUGGCACUGGUAUUUUGGUUGCUAAGAAGAUGA
Messenger RNA from Encephalitozoon cuniculi GB-M1, 723 nucleotides. Its product is annotated as syntaxin homolog. Lineage: Eukaryota; Fungi; Microsporidia; Unikaryonidae. The transcript has a single exon. The coding region runs from base 1 to 723 and encodes 240 amino acids. The record is from RefSeq and is marked provisional.